GCUCCACCUCUUCCCCUACCCUGGACUCCUCUGCUCCCCAGAGGAAGGCUGAGCCGGGCCAACAGAACCCGAGGCUUUGACAGCUUGCCCCUGAGCUGCCGCAGAGUUCCCUGGUGCUCGGCGCAACAGGUAUAGGAUGAACACCUACCUUUUCAUUUAUUAUUUAAUCCAGUUCUGUGGACACUCAUGGAUAUUUACAAAUAUGACAGUCAGAUUUUUUUCUUUUGGGAAAGAUUCCAUGGUAGACACUUUCUAUGCUAUUGGACUUGUGAUGCGCCUUUGCCAGUCCCUCUCCCUUUUGGAGCUGGUGCACAUAUUUGUGGGGAUUGAAUCAGAUCGGCUUUUGCCCAGGUUUCUGCAGCUAACUGAGAGAAUAAUCAUACUUUUUGUGGUGAUCACCAGUCAAGAUGAAGUCCAAGGAAAAUAUGUCGUGUGUGUUUUAUUCUUCCUCUGGAAUCUAUUGGACGUGGUUAGGUAUACAUAUAGCAUGUUAUCUGUAGUGGGAAUUUACUACCACAUUUUGACGUGGCUCAGUCAAACUCUCUGGAUGUUCAUCUACCCUCUCUGUGUUCUUGCUGAAGCAUUUGUCAGCUACGAAUCAUUGCCUUAUUUUGAAACCUUUGGUACUUACUCCACCAAACUGCCCUUUGACUUAUCAAUAUAUUUUCCGUAUGUUUUAAAAAUAUACCUCGUGGUGCUUUUUGUAGGCAUGUAUUUUACCUAUGAUCACCUCUACUCGGAAAGAAAAAAUAUCCUCAGAGCCUUUCAUGUCAAAGAGAAGAAAAACUAAGGCUUUGUCAUGAAGACCGUCUUGUGCAAUAUGCUGCUGCUAACAUGCCAUGUGAAGUACUUAGAUUGAAAAAAUGCCAAAUGUUUGAAAAAUAGCUAAUAUUUUUCUUAACUUGGAAUGAAAUGGAAAUCCUUCCAAGGGCCCUGGGCAUUCAAAUAUGGUUGUUCUCUGUUUCAUACACAUUUUGCAUCUAAUAUAUGCUUCCUGCCUCACCACCACUGUGGAGUUCUGCUGUUGUUGAAAGUUAUAUAGGAUAUUUUUGUAGAAGCUUGUUUUUUUUUUCCCCUUAUAAACAACUGGAAUAAAUUCAACUGGAAUAGAGUCUCAAUUCAUUUUUGAAAGAGAGUCUAGUGGCCUAAAUUACUUCCAGUUAUAUACAUUUUUUUCUUUGCAUUUUUUUUUUCUUGUCUGAGUUCUCAAAGUAAAAACAUAGAGUCGGGCCAAGUUGAGAGCCAAUAUAUAUGGAAGACAUUCAUGAAACAUAUCCUGCUCUUGCCUACUUUAUGGAUGUGUUUCAAGUUUUCCACAGCUAGUAAUCUAAACUCCUAUCGGUAUUAAAUUCACCUGGAAAAGGCUAUGCCAUGCAAAAAGAGCAAAACUCUUUAAUUUCCUUCUCCACAGAACUAAAAGUUAUUUAGGGCUAAUAUUUUGAAGAGGAUAUCUAAUUAGCCUUGAAAUUUUGUCAUUUCAGUAAGACACAAAUGCUACAUCUUGUUAUAUCAUGUCAUGAUACCUAAGUACCACCUACUACAAUAUUGAUUUUUUUCCCUUUUUUAGAAAAGGAAAAUCAGUUCUACUGAAUGAAAUAUUUGACAAGAAAUAAGCAAUUAUGCAUAUGCAAUCAAAGGUACUUGAUUUGGUGUUUGUCAACUUUCAGAGUUUUGCCAGGAAUUUUCAAAUAUUAAAUAAUCACCUCAUUUAAGAUAGCA
Molecule: messenger RNA, 1719 nt
Organism: Trichosurus vulpecula (common brushtail)
Lineage: Eukaryota; Metazoa; Chordata; Mammalia; Diprotodontia; Phalangeridae
Gene: HACD4
Product: 3-hydroxyacyl-CoA dehydratase 4
Exons: 7
Coding region: 137-790 (217 amino acids)
Biological process (GO): very long-chain fatty acid biosynthetic process; fatty acid elongation; sphingolipid biosynthetic process
Cellular component (GO): endoplasmic reticulum membrane
Molecular function (GO): 3-hydroxyacyl-CoA dehydratase activity
Source: RefSeq, a predicted model, not a curated record